UGUCUCGCGUCCGUCCUGUUCACCCGAGGUGAUGCCCAGCAAGCGGAAAUCUGGGGCCGGAGCAGCUUCCGCCUCCGCCCAGAGGGGGAAGGCAAAGAAGCCGAAGGAGGCGCCCGCGGAGGCGCAGGAGCAGCAGCUCAAUAGUGAGUUCAGCGAGAGAUUAAGUGAUGCCUCAUCCAAUAAUGUCGUCCCUUCGAAUAGGGCCUGUGCUGGCGACAGGAGACGACGAGGAGCCGGAGUGCCGGUUCGUCGGGGCUCCGAUCACCAGGGAGGAAGCUCGCCGGAAAUGGCCAAGACGGUAUCUGGGUUUGGGCAAGGUAAUAUGGAGGGGGAUGAAAGUGGCGUAUAUAAUUGUCGGGUAACACCAGUUGAACAAGACUUUGAUGAUUUUCAUCUUGAUAUACUGAUAGCAUGGUUGUGCAUUGUUAUGCUGGAUAUGUCCAUGCACACGAGAGAACCUAUUAGGGACAAUGUAUUGUCGGGACCCGAAUGGGUAAGGGAGGUUCUUUAUGGACAUCCUCGUAGGGUAUAUGAAGCUUUUCGAAUGGAGAGGCAUGUCUUUCUCAAUCUCUGUGAUUUGAUGAAGGCGAGAGGUUGGUUGAAAGAUAGUCGAUAUAUUCGGGUAGAUGAACAAAUUGGGAUCUUCUUAUCUAUGAUUUGUCACAAGAACUCCAAUAGAGAUUUAUGUGAGAGAUUUCAACGUUCGGGACAAACUAUUAGCAAGUACUUCACUAUAGUGUUGAAAGCAGUUGUCAAACCGGCAAAAGAGGUUAUUGUACCACCUUCCUUUGAUGUUGUCCCAAAGGAGAUUCUUAUGGAUCCUAACCAUACACGUUACUUCAAGGGUUGCAUAGGUGCUAUUGAUGGCACCCAUGUUCCUACUUCUGUACCUGUGUCAAAGCAGAUUCCAUUUACAAGCAAGAAAGGAAUUACCACUCAAAAUGUGAUGUGCGUUUGUUCAUUUGAUAUGACAUUUUCUUUUGUGUAUGCUGGUUGGGAAGGAUGCGCCAACGAUCGUCGGGUGCUCUCGACAGCACUCGAGACUCCUCGCUUGAAAUUUCCUCGACCACCACUAGGCAAAUACUACUUGGCAGAUUCUGGUUAUGCAGCAAUUCCGGGAUUUUUAACUCCUUUUAAAGAUGAACGGUAUCUUCUAAGCGAUUAUAGGGGUAGAUUGAUACAGCCAAGAACAACAAAAGAAUUGUUCAACUAUAGGCAUUCUUCACUAAGGAAUGUCAUUGAGAGAUCAUUUGCCGCAUUAAAGAAUCGUUUCUUCAUUUUGAGACACAUGCCUUCUUUUACUAUUCGAAAGCAAGCAUUUAUUGUAAUUGCAUGUUGUGCUAUCCAUAAUUACAUCCGUAAUCAAGAUAGGAGGGAUAAGAACUUUUCCCUUUAUGAAGAUCUGGAGGAUUUGUUUGGACCUACACAAGAUGAAGUUACAAACGAUACAUUGACUGAGGAGGGUACCGAGAUGAAUAUGCUUAGGAAAAGUAUUGCCAACAUGAUGGCGAAGGAUCACAAUAUGCCGGAGAUUCCCUGAAAUAGUGUUUUUGACUUUUGUAAUGUAUUUCCGUUUUUUGUAUUUGAGGAUUUCCUAUGUUGGCUCUUGUAAUGUGAUGUUGUACUUGAGGAUUUCCAUUAUAUGCAUUUGUGGACUUCCUAUUAGUUUCAAA
This is a messenger RNA of Rhodamnia argentea, 1673 nucleotides long. Its product is annotated as putative nuclease HARBI1. Bases 32 to 1540 code for a protein of 502 amino acids. The transcript has 4 exons. Lineage: Eukaryota; Viridiplantae; Streptophyta; Magnoliopsida; Myrtales; Myrtaceae. The record is from RefSeq and is a predicted model, not a curated record.